AUGUCAAAGGAAACAGAGAGUGAUCCUGUGGUGGUUGGUCGUAUUAUAGGGGAUGUGCUUGACCCUUUUGUUAGAACAAUAUCUCUGAGAGUCACUUAUGGUUCUAGAGAAGUUAGCAAUGGCUGUGAAUUUAAGCCAUCAAGUGUGGUUAACCAGCCUAGGGUUGAAAUUGGAGGAACUGAUAUGAGGACCUUCUAUACACUGAUCAUGGUUGACCCUGAUGCUCCCAGCCCUAGUCGCCCAACCCUGAGGGAAUAUUUGCAUUGGUUAGUAGUAGAUAUCCCAGCAACUACUGGGGCCUCUUUCGGGCAAGAGAUAAUGUGUUAUGAGAAUCCACAGCCGGUGUUCGGAAUUCAUCGAUUUGCUUUCGUGUUAUUCCAGCAGCUUGGCCGGCAGACUGUCUAUGCACCAAAUUGGCGUCAUAACUUCAACACAAGAGACUAUGCUUCUGUUUACAACCUCGGAUUGCCGGUUGCUGCCCUUUAUUUCAACUGCCAGAGAGAGAAUGGUUCCGGUGGCCGACGACCGCCACAAAUAAGUAUUGUUAGAUAGUAAGACUUGAUACCAACAUGAGG
This is a messenger RNA of Telopea speciosissima, 575 nucleotides long. RefSeq names its product protein HEADING DATE 3A-like. The record is from RefSeq and is a predicted model, not a curated record. Lineage: Eukaryota; Viridiplantae; Streptophyta; Magnoliopsida; Proteales; Proteaceae. The transcript is spliced from 4 exons. Bases 1 to 552 code for a protein of 183 amino acids.